Diabrotica balteata is the source of this 732-nucleotide messenger RNA. Lineage: Eukaryota; Metazoa; Arthropoda; Insecta; Coleoptera; Chrysomelidae. The record is from the annotation of a GenBank genome assembly.
AUGUCGAAUCGUUCAAAAAGUAUUAUGGCUAUACAGAUCUAUUUAGCGGUACUAGUGUUGUAUGGAUUCAGUUUGUAUUAUUCGACAUUUGUAGGAAACAAUAUUAAAUCGAACAAGGUUAAAGUACCUUUAAAGAUGAGGGCCGUCGUAGAUUACGGAAAGUGUUUCUUUACAUUGUGGAAUUUUAUGCUACAAAUCUUCUUUAUUUCGCUAGCCGUCCUAGAUGAACUAUCAAAACUUCUGAGCUUUCCAUCAAAAAUCCAGAAUCUUCUGAACAAAGCCAGGGCCUACAUAUUCAACAGCCUCGUGUUUCCAUGCAGCACAUUAGUAGUUUUUACGUUUUGGUCUAUCUGGGCUGUGGAUAGAGAACUGAUAUUCCCGAAGGUUAUGGACACAUUCUUUCCCUCGUGGUUGAAUCAUGUGUUACAUACUUUCAUAGCUAUUCCUCUAGUUAUAGAAAUACUGCUGCCAAAGAAAGAUAAUUUUGUGCAAUUUAAGAAUGCAGCUCCCAUAUUAUUAUUUUAUGCUGGAAUCUACCAGACAUUAUAUUUUUCCAUAUAUCUCAGGGAUGGAGUAUGGCUAUAUCCAAUUUAUAAAGUUCUUAGCAUACCCCAAAUGGUCUUAUUCAAUAUAGUACAAAUGUUAUUAAUAUUAGGAUUCCAGUAUGUAGGUAUAAGUUUACAAAAUAGCAAAAUGAAGAAAACAGAAGUAGGUAAAAAGAAAGUCAAGUGA